Messenger RNA from Chroicocephalus ridibundus (black-headed gull), 4093 nucleotides. RefSeq names its product C-C motif chemokine receptor 7 (gene CCR7). Gene Ontology annotation, molecular function: C-C motif chemokine 19 receptor activity; chemokine (C-C motif) ligand 19 binding; chemokine (C-C motif) ligand 21 binding. Gene Ontology annotation, cellular component: membrane; external side of plasma membrane. Lineage: Eukaryota; Metazoa; Chordata; Aves; Charadriiformes; Laridae. Gene Ontology annotation, biological process: G protein-coupled receptor signaling pathway; positive regulation of cytosolic calcium ion concentration; inflammatory response. Bases 126 to 1247 code for a protein of 373 amino acids. The transcript has 3 exons. The record is from RefSeq and is a predicted model, not a curated record.
GGAAGUAUAAAAGAGAGAGUUUCCCAAAGAGGGUCUCUGGUGGGAGCUGCGGCGCGUUGGGGCUGCGCUGGAACAUACGAUGCUCUGGCCAAGCCUGUGACUUCAUCUCUGCUUGAAACGAGACCAUGGGCGGUGGCAAGCGGUUACAGAUCACCCUUGUUUUCAACCUUCUUCUAAUUUUUCAGUUCUGCACUGGGAACGUCACCUACGACUAUGACUCCAACACCACCAUCGACUACAACCUGUUUGAGACCCUGUGCGAGAAGGAGGAAGUCCGUAACUUCCGCGCUGCCUUCCUCCCAGCCAUGUACUCCCUCAUCUGCUUCACAGGGCUGCUGGGGAACGGGCUGGUGAUGCUCACCUACAUCUACUUCAAGAGGCUGAAGACCAUGACAGACAUCUAUUUGCUGAACCUGGCUCUGGCAGACAUCCUCUUCCUGCUGACCCUCCCCUUUUGGGCCACAAGCGCAGCCAUGCACUGGCUUUUUGGGGAGUUUGCCUGCAAAGCCGUCUACUGCAUCUGCAAAAUGAGUUUCUUCAGCGGCAUGCUGCUCCUCCUGUCCAUCAGCAUCGACAGGUACUUUGCCAUCGUUCAGGCUGCCUCAGCCCACCGCUUCCGUCCCCGGAUGAUAUUCAUUAGCAAGGUCACAUGCGUCCUGAUUUGGCUCCUGGCCUUCAUCCUCUCGAUCCCUGAGCUGGUUCACAGUGGUGUAAAUAACUUGGAAGAACAUCCCCGUUGUUCCAUCAUCGCUAACGACUUGCAGACCUUCAACACUGGCAUCAAAGUGUCCCAAAUGGUUUUUGGCUUCUUAAUUCCCCUACUGGUCAUGUCUGUCUGCUACCUCAUCAUCAUCAAAACAUUACUCCAGGCCCGCAACUUUGAGAAGAAUAAAGCCAUCAAAGUCAUCAUCGCCGUGGUAAUUGUCUUCGUUGUCUUCCAGCUGCCCUACAACAGCGUCAUGCUGGCCAAGACCAUCUCAGCCUUCAACCACACCAGCUCAUGCGAGGAGAGCAAGAAGCUUGACAUGGCGGAUGACGUGACCUACACUCUGGCCUGCUUCCGAUGCUGCCUCAAUCCUUUCCUCUACGCCUUCAUCGGCGUCAAAUUCCGCAACGACCUCUUCAAGCUUCUGAAGGAGCUGGGCUGCCUGAGCCAGGAGCGCCUCUGGCAGCUCUCCACCUGCCGCGAGAGCAAGAGGUUCUCCUUUGCCAUGGAGACAGAGACAACCACCACCUUCUCCCCAUGAGCCGAGCUCCAGGCAGGCUUUGACCAAGCUGGAAUAGUUUUGUACACUUUCUCUAUUCUGAAUUAUUGGUAGAGCGAGACCUGCCACUACCAUAGGAAAAGCAACCGUAAGAGGAAAACCCAGGAGCCUCCCCGUAUUUCAGGCAACGCGCACUGCUAGCCAAUACUCCUGUGGAUGGCGAGACUCCAAUAAAGCUGUGACUAAAGCAAAGCAAGGGAGAAGGUGACCAGUGAGUCUAGAAUUUAUCAUGUUAUUUCACCUUUAUUUUAGUCUUUCCUAGUCAAAACAAGAAACGCUCAAAAUAGAACAUUUUCCCUAAAAGCGACAAAUACCAAGAGAAACAGACAUUUGUGCAACAGAAUUGCUUGUUUUAGAGCUGAACUUCCGAGACCAUCGUCCUUGCUUUGAAUGUUGCUUUUAACAAGACUACAUAUUGCUCUUCCGUACCUACAGAAACGAUGCCUGUUGCACCGAUUCAGUCUUCAAGACAAAACAGCACCAGCAGCCUCAGGCUCCAAGCUUAAUCCAAUACGCAACAUAAGCCGUGAAGUAUCCUGGCACACAACACUCUGCUCUGCCUUCCCCCAUGAAGUGAGAAAUUUCCGUAACUAAUAUUAAAUCUAGACGUAUGAGAUGCAUAAUUUCAAUAACUUUGUAUAUUAUGGCGGCAACUCAUACGUUUGUCAGGAAAAGUACAAAUUCCACUUCAUUUCUGCCUGUAUCUGGUGUUUCACCUAUAAAGAAGGUGCAUCCUAAGGAGCGCAGGUUGUUCCGUCCCAACAUUGACUUGAAUUCUUUAGAAAUGCUGCUCCCCUCUGGAAAGAAGGUCUCCUUUAGCUUCUGAAAGGACAUCUGCCCGCACAAGGCCGACGCAGGGGUACCUAGCACAGUUUAGAUUCAAACUUUUUUGCACAAAGACAAAUCAGUUGCAAACAACCAACAUCCUUCCAGUCACCAAGCCCAUGGGCCAACCACUUCAGCCUGCCAGGAUCUGAAGCUUGCUUGUACUUAGCUCUGUCGGCUGCUGCGGACACGGUCUGCUGACUUUCACAGAUGCCUGGGGGCCUUCUGCGCUAUUGCUUGCUGACCUCAAGAGAUAAAAACGAAUGUGGGUUUUCUUCUCCCUUCCCAAUCAACGUGUCUUUCUCGAAGGACUUCAGCAGCUGGCUUUUCAGUCAGAUAUGUAUUUCACUUAUAAGCUAUUGGAAACGUGUUUUGUAUUCGUACUGUCAGUGCUGAUAAAGAUGCCAUUCGCUGCAGUUUGAUGUUAAUGCAAAGGACAGUCACGUGUUGAAGAUUACUGCCAGGGUCACGUACUUGAAAGGAACAUGGCAGCUGAACAACAGAUUACUGUCAUGUAAAAUAAGACCUUGAAAAGAAGCCCAGAAUGUCAUGCCAGUUGGUGCAUUUACUAGAAGAGCAAAGAUUCCUACCGACAGAUGAAUACCCUGGGAACUGCUGUCAUGGGACAUCUGAGUGUCAACUGGGGAGGGGUUGCUGCAAUUGUCUGUGCAUCUGGUACUGACUGGCGUGCUCCCACCCCCGCAGCGCAGAGCCAGAUGCCAGCGGUGAAAGGUCUUGGCCAGGAGCCGCUCCGGGUGCUGGGCAGGAGCGGGCUAACUCAGCCGGGACACGGCACCUCACCCUCCAGAGAGCACCUGAACGACUCGCUGGAGACUUUAAGGCGUGUUCCCGUGAACGUACAGCGCAAAACACACUUACUAAAAAGACAUUUAUACUUUUUUUCAAUAUCACACGUGGAUCCAUUAGGAGUGAUACAGGGAACAACUGUCUGGAUCAUAGGUCAAAAAACAUUGCUUUAGAGACCCGAGAAUUAAAAUCAGCCUUCCAAGGAAAGAAUUCAAUUAGCUGGUUUUGAGACAAUGUUGCCAGCUAUAUAGCUGCCUGCCACCACAACUAAAUACAUUCUUCUUCAUCAGCCAUUUGGCUCUGGGGUAUGGGAUUUUGCCAAGAGCUGGGAUUCAGGAAGAAAGCAUGUUCUGCUCCGCAUUACCCGUCUACGCUGAAGUACAAUCCCAUCCAACUGUUUAACGCGUUUUCUUUUCUAACGCCCAUGUAACGUGUACAGAAGUGCUGCUUCUCUGUCAUUUGAAAUGGGGGGUUACGACUGACACUCAGUAGUCAUUUGUUCUCGGUUUGUUCCUAUAGUCCUUCCGCUGGCAAGACACUCAGCUAAGGAGAACUUUGCCAGAGCAAGGAGUACCCAUAACACGGGGUCUUUUUAGUUUUCUUCAACAGUAACAAUAUAUUCUUAAUGUAUAUUCAUAUAUGUAAAGCUGCUUUACAGAGAAAAAGUUAAAUAUGUAUGUGAAUGUACCCUGAAAAUACACUGCUUUAACUAAAACUUUUUAUGCAAAAUACAUUCACCUAACUUAUUCUAGCGAGGAAAAUUGCUCCACCAAAACAUGCAGUUGUACUUGUCUCUUGUUUGAUAAACUCCCCUUCCACAAACUGAGAAGUCUUCAGGUGUUUAUUGACGAGGUGUAUUCUAAAUAGGAAAACACGCAGCUGCUUCUACAGGAAUGAGAGACCAAAAGCAUCACCUGGGACAGCUGCGUCUGGUGCCAUCUCAAUGAGACAGCAGUGACUUCAGAGUGCAUAGCUUUUUUAUUUUUCAGAAAUUUAAUGGGCAGAAGAAAUUUGCCACUUGUUGAGAUGAAUCAUGUUAACAUUGGCCUAAGAUCCGAACUUGAGAUUCCCCACUGAAGUCUGAAAACUGAUUGUAUUUUGCUAUUUGUGGAAAAUAAAUUAUAACAAUUUUUAAAAAUACCUUUGUUUUUCCAUUGUAUUUCCUCCACAGGAUGUAUCGUAAUAGUUGGUAUCAU